Molecule: messenger RNA, 355 nt
Organism: Anopheles maculipalpis
Lineage: Eukaryota; Metazoa; Arthropoda; Insecta; Diptera; Culicidae
Product: adipokinetic hormone/corazonin-related peptide-like
Exons: 3
Coding region: 1-342 (113 amino acids)
Cellular component (GO): extracellular region
Molecular function (GO): hormone activity
Source: RefSeq, a predicted model, not a curated record
AUGAAAUCCAUCAGCUCAUCCGGACAUCUUGUGGCUAGUCUGUUCGUGCUGGUAGCACUCUGUGCGGUGUUGCUUCCGGUGCCAGGCUCCUGUCAGGUGACGUUUUCACGCGACUGGAAUGCGGGAAAGCGUUCGAUGCCAGAUUCGGCUAUUAAUGGAGUGACCGAGUGUUCCGCCAUCUGGCGUUCGGUGAACAACUUGUGUGCUGCGGUGACGAAAAACAUUCAACACUUAACGCUGUGCGAAACGCGUUCGCUGCUUAAAUCGUUGCAAACGGACGAAUCGUCAAUGGAAAGCAACAGUGGGAACAAUCUGCCCAUGUUUUCCAACAGCCAUAUCUAAGUUGUAAUCCAAU